Molecule: messenger RNA, 2416 nt
Organism: Dermacentor andersoni
Lineage: Eukaryota; Metazoa; Arthropoda; Arachnida; Ixodida; Ixodidae
Biological process (GO): transmembrane transport
Cellular component (GO): plasma membrane
Molecular function (GO): transmembrane transporter activity
Source: RefSeq, a predicted model, not a curated record
GGCCAAAAUGUCCGCCGCUUUGAAUGAAGCCCCGGCGUCCGUUGCAUCCGCGCCGGCUAUACCGCGCGUCGUAGGCGAAACGUAACACUAGGCCAGCCAGUCGCAUAUGGCCUCGGCCAUCGGCGCGUUUCUAACUCCAGGUUGCAGGCCUCGGGCUUACCUGUAACCGUCGGAGCUGGACCACCGGCAGCAGGGGCAGUCACCGCCUUCGGAUCGCCUAGCCGCAACUCUUCGCAGGGUAGCAUGGCGGCCGGCGUGCGAAUCUCAGGCUCGUCGAUUGACUCGCAGGCCCAGCGCUUACAGCGCCGCGUAUCGUUGGCUGUGGCGACCGUGUCACCGGAGCCGGAUGUCGGCAGCGGUGGCCGCUUCUCUCUUCCGUGGCGCCGGCCGCGCAUCCUGAUCCGCCACCACAACCAGGUGGUGCUGCCCGGCCGCGAGUCCCCGAAGCGCGCAGGCCAGUUUCAACGGUUUCGCGCGGACGACCGAUCUCUCGUGGCCGCCGUCAUGUCGUCGUUCCGUUCCAAGGAGCCGGAUGAACCCGAGGGCCAUGAGGAACGACAGUUGCAGCGUAACCAGAAGGUUCUGGCGGCUCUCUGCGUGUGCGGCAACAUGACCAGCGUGGCGGGAAGCAUCGCCAGCUAUUGGUUCAUGCCGGGCGCAGAAGCUAUCGCCGCCAACAUGGACAGCUCAUCGCUGUCCUUCUGGAGCUGGACGCUGAUCACGCUGCCGGUGUCGCUGGCUGCGUCGGCGCUCUCCUCCGUCUGCGUCUACUACGGAAGCCUGCACGCCCAUGAUAACCAGCUCAACGCCCAAGCAGAGGAGAUCAUCUGCUGCUACGCCAGGCUGAGGCUGAACAGACUAGAAAAAUGCAGGUUCUUCGAACUACUACAUAUACUCUUUUGGAUUGGAUACUCUGGAACUAUACUCGGAUGCAGAUUCGCACAAAGACAGGAUCUGAGCACGUGCUUUCUCGGCGCAAUCGUCCUGCUGGCGUCGGCGGCGCUGCCCCGAGCCGGAAGUCCAGCUGCGAGGCCGAGCCCGAGUCAAUUUCGGGCCAAGGUGGACGUGGACGGCGACGAGUCGCCCGAUUUCCAGCCCGUCGCUUCGCAGUGCCUCGCGUCGCUCGCCAGCCGGCUGCCGUGGGGGGUCAUAGUCGUCUACGGCGCCGCAUCGGUCAUCACGCGAGUCGCCGAGACCACGGGCCUGGCCAAGGUGGCGUUCGACAACCAGUUCUGGAGCCAGCAGUCAGAUCUGAUGAAGCAGGUGCUCCUCACCGUCGCCUCAUCGCUCAUGGCUGAGUUCAUGACCGCGGCCGCUCUGUGCGACGCCAUCCUGCCCAUCGUCAUCAACCUUUCCACGGGCACGGAGCACGACGCCCUCUACUUCGGUCUGCCAGUGGCGGUGGGCGCUUCGGUGAACACCAUCCUGCCGGUCUCCCUGCCGCUCGUCAUGCUCCACGACAUGGCGCCAGUCACACGCAAGCAGCUGAUCCUGACUGGCGCCUUCGUGAAGACCGUAGUCGUGGCCAGCAUCCUGCUCUCCAUGAACACCACGGGCGAAUACGUAUUGCACAGCACCAAGCAAUUCAACAGCACCGAGAGCAUCAAGCCGGCUUAAGAACGACAAACACACAGUCGUCCACAAAGGAACGAACGUGCACGCUCAACAUCCGGACAACCGAAGCGUGCCAUUGGCUACGACUAACUUAUAGGCCACGAUGGUCGACUAAAAUUAUUCGUAUUGUCUCCGUACAGUUGUGAUAUAGCGUAAUUGUUUAAGGCUCGGCCGUCGAACAGCAGUUUACAUGUAAGAGCACUCGAAAGCUGCAUUUAGAGCCUCUUUCGCAAGCGAUUGCUGAGACCGUUUGAUGGAACGUAAGGACUCCAAAUGCAUUCGCUAUGCAAUAUUAUGAUUUAAAGAAAGAAAGGAAAUGAAGUGGGUUCUUUUUACCACCUAAAAUGGCAUGAGCUGCGACCUACGUUAAGUGCGCGCCAGCUGCUAGGAUGUUAGAUCAGUCACACGACGCGCUCCUAUGUUGGAAAUAGGGCACGGUCAAUAAUUGAUUGAUUGGGUCCAACGUUCCAAAGCGACACCUGCGCAUUAUAACAGGCGUCGUAGCGAAAUACAAUGAUGUAGAGACGUCGAUUUGGCCACCUGUUUAUAGAAAGCCGGUUGGUCAAAAUUCGGUGUAAUCUAUACUGCGGCGUGCAUCUAUCAAAUCGUAGUUUUGGCACAUAAAACCGGAGAAUCUAAUUUUUUAGUGCAAAACUUCAAUAUAGAAAGUUGUAGAACGUUCAUGGAAAUGUAUAAUUCAGAAGCUUCUAGCUUCGUACUUGUUACCUUAUUUACAUAUCUUUUUUGCGUCACAAAGAAGGCGCGUGCAAUAUGAAAUAAAUAAAAUCAUGACAUGACCGCU